AUGGAUUAUCCUCAGGUUUACGAUGUGACUCCAUUCAUGGACGAUCAUCCCGGAGGUGAUGAAGUUCUACUAUCAGCUACAGGGAAAGAUGCAACCAAUGACUUCGAGGAUAUUGGGCACAGCGAUGAAGCUCGUGAGAUGAUGGACAAGUACUACAUCGGGGAGAUAGAUCCAGCAACAGUUCCCUCGAAACGCACGUUCUCCCAACCCCCGCAACAAGCUGCUGCCCACAGCGCCAACAAGUCACCUGAUUUUGUCAUCAAGAUCUUGCAGUUCCUCGUGCCUCUCUUGAUCUUGGGACUGGCCUUUGCUGUCCGAGAUACAGAUGGAAUCAAAGAUUUCUACUCGGAAAUUGCCUCUAUCAAAGACCCCUACGAGUUGCCUCGGAGCUUUGCUACUUCCCAAAAACAAGCACCAAAGUUUGCUGCUUUCCAAGAAACGACUAACGGAGAAAUUCUUCCACGAUAG
Molecule: messenger RNA, 468 nt
Organism: Salvia splendens (bonfire salvia)
Lineage: Eukaryota; Viridiplantae; Streptophyta; Magnoliopsida; Lamiales; Lamiaceae
Product: cytochrome b5-like
Exons: 3
Coding region: 1-468 (155 amino acids)
Cellular component (GO): membrane; intracellular membrane-bounded organelle
Molecular function (GO): heme binding
Source: RefSeq, a predicted model, not a curated record